This is a messenger RNA of Durusdinium trenchii, 747 nucleotides long. NCBI's taxonomy places the organism in Eukaryota, Dinophyceae, Suessiales, Symbiodiniaceae. The record is from the annotation of a GenBank genome assembly.
AUGUGCUUCAUCUAUGUGACUGAGGAAGGCCCCGUCACCCUUUACAGAGGCCUUGGUGCGGUCCUCGUAGGCGCAGCACCCGCUCAGGGCCUUUACUUUGGUGGCUACGAGACCGCGAAACGCUUCCUAGGUGGAGGACAAAGCGGCAUUGGCAACUUCUCCGCGGGCAUCUUUGCUCAGCUUUGCGGUUCUCUAGCCUGGGUCCCCAUGGAUGUGAUCAAAGAGCGCUUGCAAGUUGAGGGCCAGGUGAAGGUGGCCAACGCAUACACAGGCUCCUUUGAUGCCUUUAGGUAUCGAGCGUUUCCAAUUCACCAAGUGACUUGGGCUCCCUUUAAUGGCUGUUAUUUCAUGGUCUACGAGAAGCUGAAAGGGCUAUGCAUCAAUGCAGGGUACGAAGAUGGGCAUGACAACUUGGAACCCAUCGCCCAAGUGUCCUGUGGCAUAGCUGCUGGAGUUGUGGCAGCGUCCGUAACAAACCCCGUGGACGUUUUGAAGACUCGACUUCAGGUUGCGCGAGCCAAUCCUGCACGCUGGGCACGGUUUGAAGAUGAAAGGGAGAACAAGACAGUGGGCCGUAUGAAAACUUCUGAAGAGGUGCACGGUGCAAGUGUCGAGUCCUUGAUAAGCCAGGAGAUGUUCCCUUACAGCAGUGCUUUGGGUGCCUUGGCCACGGUGGUUGCAACACUGGAGUCACUGGAUGCACCGGCGUUUAAGUGGGUGUGCUUUUGUCAGAGACACACGGCCUAG